UUCUGUUUCAUUUUAUAAAUUUGAUUGUACUCUGUGGAGUUGUGGACAAAAAUAUAUUGAAAAAUUUAAAAUGAUUAUUUAAUUUUUUUUUAAUAAAAUCUACUUGCUUAGUAGAUAAAUUUCUGAAUUAUUAAAAACAUAAACUAGUAAGUUACCUUAAUGCCGCUAACCGCACGACAACGAAGUAUUCAUAAUAAAAAUGGAGCCAAAAGAUCGGCCAGUUUCAGCAAAGGAAAGAGAUCGCGCAAGACCAGCGAAGGAGAAUACCUAUUCACGAAUGCCCCAUCUGAUCUAAGGAGUAUAGCCUACCCUGGUGGAGCAGUAGCGUUGGGACUGCUACUGCUAGCUCGACUGACCUCAGCUUACUGGGGCCACAUAGCAGACUGUGAUGAGACUUAUAACUACUGGGAGCCUUUACACUAUUUGGUGUACGGGAAUGGCCUGCAAACAUGGGAGUACAGUCCAGUGUACGCGAUACGGUCAUAUAUGCCACUGUGGCUCUUUGCAGUUCCAGCCAAGAUAAUGUCAUACAUCAUGACGCCAGUGUCUGUGUUUUAUUGUAUAAGAGCCCUGCUUGCAGUGCUGACAGCUUGUGCCGAACUAAUGUUUUAUAAGGCGGUGUGCCACGAGUUCGGCGUGCACGUGGGGCGGGUGUGGCUCUGCCUGGCGCUGCCGGCGGCGGGCUGCUUCGCGUCCGCGGCCGCCAUGCUGCCCUCGGCGUGGAGCGGCGCGCUGGGCUCCGCCGCGCUCGCCUGCUGGUGGCGCAAGAGAUACCCGCCGGCCAUCUUGCUGACGGCUGCCUCUGUUCUGCUGAGUUGGCCAUUUACAGCUCUACUCGGCGUGCCGAUCGCAAUAGACAUGCUGUUGAUCAAACGACAAUACAUAGACUUCAUCAAGUGGUCUAUAAUAUCUCUGGUCGUCAUUCUUGUGCCGACCGUGGCCGUGGACUCGUGGCAUUAUGGGCGCUUAGUGGUCACUCCGUGGAACAUAGUCGCUUACAACAUCUUCACUGAACACGGACCAGAUUUGUAUGGAGUGGAACCAUGGACGUACUACUUUGUUAAUGGUUUUCUGAAUUUUAAUAUUGUUUGGGUGCUGGCGCUGUCGUGUCCACUGCUGCUGGCGGCUUGCACGGCGAUCUCUUCGCGCUCCACUGCGCGCGCGUCCUUCUGCGCGCCCUACUGGCUCAGUCUGCUGCCGUUCGUUUGCUGGCUCGGCGUGUUCAUGGGGCAGCCGCAUAAGGAAGAGAGGUUCCUGUACCCGGUGUACAGCAUGCUGGCGCUGGCGGGCGCCAUCGCGCUGGACUGCCUGCAGAAGAUGACGUACGCCGUGGGCACGGAGCUGCUGCGCUGGCGCAAGGAGCGCGAGCGGCGCCACUACCUCGCCUACACCGGCCCGCUCGUCGCCAUGUGCGUGCUGCUGGCGGGCGCGGCGAGCAUAUCCCGUACGACGGCCCUGUACCAGCACUACCACGGUCCUAUGACGCUGCUACGCCACAUCCCGGAGCAGGACGGCGCGGCGCUCAACGUGUGCUUCGGCAAGGAGUGGUACCGCUCGCCGUCCAGCUUCCACGUGCCGCGCGCGCACCGGAUACGGUUCGUGCCGAGCGAGUUCACGGGACAACUGCCUGCGCCUUACGACGAUGGACAUAAUGCAACCCGCAUUAUCCACCAAUACUUCAACGACUUAAACGAAGGUGACAACCGGACAUAUCUAAAACCAUCAGAUUGCCACUAUCUCGUAGACUCCGACAUCGGUACACCAUCGAAGCUGCAACCCCCGUACCAUAAAAACACGAACACAUGGGAAGUGGUCGCCACAGUGCCUAUAAUAGAUGCUGACAAAUCCCAUAGAAUAUUCCGUGCAUUCUAUGUACCGGUACUGUCGAACAAGAAUGUCGUUUACGCCAAUAUGUAUUUGUUAAGAAACAAAUUGAUAGAGUGAGUAGGUUUACAUUUCAUUAAGGUUGUAGCUCAUUAGAGCCAUCUUGUACCCGAUCUUCAACGGAUAGCCUAAUAACCGGAUUAAAGUAAUGAGCGUAUGUCCAUAAAAGACCAGAUUUGUGAGUAUUUUAAAUUUUUUUAAAGACUAUUUAUAAAGGAAACUAUAACAACAGUUGAAAUUAAUGAAGAAACAUAUGGAGAAGUAUACAGAUCCACCAAAAGGAAUAUCCCUAUGUUAUUUGUAAGAGGUGAUGGGGUUACACUAGUACCUCCACCAGUGAGAGUUGGUAUGUAGGUCUAAGAAAAUAAAAUAAAUUAUUUAUCCCUUGACCGCCAUGUCACCAGAUGUUCGAUAACUAGUAUUCUAACCCAGGAUCUCUCAUCUACUGCGCCAAGGAGCGUCAAAUAUAACGUAGGUCGUCUGACAUGGUUAUAAUAAAAUAUAUAUAUAUAUACCUGUCGGAGUUCGUUGUAGGUUUCUUCUUAAGGUGGACGCCUGUGGAACCGUAGUAGCAUUAAUUUUAUGUUUAGGAUUAAUAUCAGUGAUUUCACAAUAAUGUAAAAAUCCUUGGAAUUUUUAAAUCUAAUUUUUUACUUUAACUUUGACCAUGUCGAGAGAAGGCGGUCGGGUGCAGGAUGGCUCUAAUGGGCUACGUACUUUGUACUUUUAUAUCUAUCAAUAUCUGGGUAAUAUAAAUAAUGAAUAUUUGAUUUAUUUUGCUAUUCUCCUCGAAAAACUAACGAAUCCAAGCGAAACAAACAUACAACUAGCUUAACCCAUUGCAUACGGUUCUUACCGAACCUGGUAGAUUUUCAAGUUAUUUGGAUAUUACGAUUUUCGUGGAGUAUAUCAAAAUCAAAUAGAGCAACUAAAACAAGCUGUUUUAAUUUUUUUUUAUACAUUUCUUAUAAUAUGCAAUAGAUAAAAACUAAUUUAAUAUGUGUUUACCAUAUCAUUACCAUAUAGGAGAAGAGAUAUGGAAGGGCUAGGCCUCCCUCCAUAUAGAAGAGGGGAUAUGGAUCCAUAUAGGAGAGGGGAUAUGGAUCCAUAUAGGAGAUGAGAUAUGGAUACUUAAAGGAGAGGGGAUAUGGAUCCUUAAAGGAUAGGAGAUAUGGAUCCAUAUAGGAGAGGGGAUAUGGAUCCAUUUAAGAGAGGGGAUAUGGAGCCAUAAUGACGAGGCGACACGGAUCCAUAUAGGAGAGGGGAUAUGGAUCCAAAUAGGCGAGGCGAUAUAGAUCCAUAUGGGCGGGGCGACAUGGAUCCUUAUAGGAGAGGGGAUAUGAAUCCAUAUAGGCGAGGCGAUAAAGAUCCAUAUAGGCGGGGUGACAUGGAUCCAUAUAGGAGAGGGGAUAUGGAUUCAUAUAGGCGAGGCGACACGGAUCCAUAUAGGAGAGGGAAUGUGGAUCCACAAGAGAGAGGAGAUAUGGAAGGGCUAGGCCUCCCUUCAUAUAGGAGGGGGGGAUAUGGAGCGUAGACCCACCACGCUGCUCCAAUGAGGGCUUUGACUGACGUUUUUUACUGUAACGAUCAUUAUUAGAUGAUAACUAUUGGGGUCGACGCCUUAACUUGCUCUCCGAGGCAAGGGGUGUUAACACAACCGGUUUUUU
This is a messenger RNA of Bicyclus anynana (squinting bush brown), 3551 nucleotides long. It is a transcript of the gene Alg9, whose product is annotated as alpha-1,2-mannosyltransferase ALG9. The transcript is spliced from 9 exons. Bases 160 to 1944 code for a protein of 594 amino acids. Gene Ontology annotation, cellular component: endoplasmic reticulum membrane. Gene Ontology annotation, molecular function: alpha-1,2-mannosyltransferase activity. The record is from RefSeq and is a predicted model, not a curated record. Gene Ontology annotation, biological process: protein N-linked glycosylation. Lineage: Eukaryota; Metazoa; Arthropoda; Insecta; Lepidoptera; Nymphalidae.